Molecule: messenger RNA, 5596 nt
Organism: Manis pentadactyla (Chinese pangolin)
Lineage: Eukaryota; Metazoa; Chordata; Mammalia; Pholidota; Manidae
Gene: C10H16orf96
Product: chromosome 10 C16orf96 homolog
Source: RefSeq, a predicted model, not a curated record
GCUGGCAUCCUUUCAGAGGCCUCUGGGUGUCCUUUUCAGGGAAACGUGAUCCUCUGGAGGGGCGGUAAUUUUAAAUAUCUGAAAGUGUCCCAAAUCAUCCUGAAUACGUGAGUAUAUAAGUGAGUGUAUAGCAGGUGGGUGUAAGUAAAGUUAGUGAAUUGUAAACUUUAAAUGGGUGAAUUGUAUAGUAUGGGAAUUAUAUCUCAGAAGAGCUGUUACCAAAAAAAAAUAGUAUCUGAGUGGGCGCAGACUGAAUUGGGGGUACAAGUGCCAUACAAGUUGAAUCACGACGUUGGUUCAUUUUUUUUUUUUUUGCCUUUCGAGGUGGGCACAUUCCUUUAGGGGAAUUCGUUCUUUCAAAGCAGGCUGGCAUGUCUGAAGAGAACCUACUGACUCCUGAAGCACAGACUUCCCAGCAUUGGUCCCCACUGUUCCCAAAGAACAGGGCUUUGUGGACGUGGACAGAGUAGCAAUGGCCUCAGCAGAAGUAUUUGGUGACAUGAGGUCAAGAACACGUGAUUAAGUGAACAACAUCCCUGAAAACAUCCUUACGUGAAAUUCAGAAUGAAUCUCCCUGGGCUCUUUCUCCCCUGGCCGUGGUCACUGGUAAGAGUGAGACACCGGGUCAGUUCUGGGAAGGGAAUUCUUGCAGUCAGCGCUGGCCUGGCGCUUUACACGUUUAUUCCUACAUACACCGUCUCCGUGGCACCCUUGUGUGGGAGGUUUCAUUUUCCGCUUAGCAGGCAGGGAAGCUGAGACUCAGAAGUUAAGUCACCUGCAUGAGGUCACACAGCGGCUGAAAAAGCCACGGGGCCACGUGCAUACACCUGAAGUGCAGAGGUGAUCCGCUGCCCAGCACCAGCUCUUCUACGGGGACUGAACCCUGAGCUGGGCUCCAGCUGAGCGCCAUGUAUGUGCAGUGAGUAUCGUAUGUAGGAUCUCUGGGGUGGCCAGGACGGGGCCUCCAGGGUGAAGCGCAGGACCUUCCCUGCAGACUUCCCUAGGAGACCAGAUGAGCAGGCUGCCAUUUUCUUGUCCAAGAAUUGACAAAAGUGGGGCCUGGCCACAUGGGGGCCCAAAAGGCCUCCAGUCCCGUGACAGCUGGUUGUGGCCGUGUCUUUAAGGCCUUUAGAGCACUGGGGCCUUGGUGAGCCCUGGGCCAAGGCAGGAGCAGAGCAAGGUUUGGGGAGGGCGUCCUCAUCGUGGCCCCCAGUGGGUUAGGCCCUACAGGGCCCCUUCUCACCUUCCACCCCCCUCCAGAAACGGGAGCACCUGUGGGUAUUUGGCCUGUGUCCCAAAAACAGCCCAAUUUUCAGACUCUUCUCUACAGCCUCUUCUCAAAAUCUGGACUUUCCGAACUCCAGGAACUCUCUGUCUUCUGUCCUGAUUCUAGAGACUUCCGAGGAGAGAAAAGGACCCUUGAACAAAUAUGUUUGAGGAAAAAAAUGCCUCCUCAGCCCACCUCUUGGAGAUUCUUAUUGUACUUUUGCCCGGUAAAGGCUCUGAGAAGUCCUGCAGUACAGACACCCAUUGAAUGUUUUUUAAGCCCAGUAUGUCCCAAACCUAUAUGCCCAGGGAUCCCUUUUCCACCCUUACCCACUGGGAAACAUUUGCUUUAGAAUCUCUCUUCUCUAACUCUUAGACCCCUAGAACUAAGUUCUUGCAUUUGAGCUGUGGGAGAAGCAGAGCUGGGACCAGAACCUCGGGGGGUGCUUGGCUUAUUUGACAGAUGGAUGCAGAAGGGAUGGACACUGUGUGUGAACAUGUGGAAGGGCAGAACCGGGAAAUGAGUGCACUGCCACAGGAAGUGGUGAGGGCCUCAGCCCACCCUCCCGCCCCUGCCCCCUUUCUCCAAGCCCAGGGAGCUGGGAAGAGCGCAAUCUGGAAAGGCCUAUGUAUUUCUGUGGAGGGCAGCCACCUGCGGGCAUCACACCCUCUAGGUUCACAGCCCUCAUUCCCAACCUUCUCCACCCCCCAGAUUUCUCUCCAGAACAGGGUACUCACCACCCCGAAAACCGAGGACAUAGUACUCUGGAGUGGCCUCCAUGAGGCCAUGUUCACCCCGGCGACUCCCUCAGAGCAGCUGGAGAAUUCUGAGCUACGGCAGGUUUCAGAGGAGCUCACAGCCGCUGACCUCUCCCAGACCACGCAGUAUCUUGAAGAUUUUGGUCAUGUCCAAGUCUUGGAGGCUGCCCAUCACCCCGAGCUCCCGGAGACAGUCUGGCAUCACCAGGUCCCAGGGCAUCUAGAGGAGGAGGAGGAGGAGCCUGCCCAAACAGUGCCAUUCACUGGGCCCCGGGAGCCAGGGCAGCCUGAGCCUGGGCCUGGGUGUAGACCCGUGCUGGGGCUGGAGCCCAAGCCCGUGGCUGCUCCGGCGCCUGUGCCAGAGCUGGGGCCCGAGGUGGGGCCCAGUCCAGCAGCUGGGUUCAUGCCAGCUCCUUGGCCUGGGUUUAGACCUGGGCCUGCACCUAGACCUGAGCCUGCCCCCAGCCAUGAGCCCACACCGCCGGGAUUCUGGCCUGAGGCCUCAGGAGGCUGGGCUGCUCCUAGAGGCUUGCCUGGGGCUCCAGCUUGGCCCUUCAGGAGCUUCGGCCACCCAGCUUGGCCCAGGCCCAUCAGGCCCCCUGCCUGCCCAGACCCAGGGCCUCAGAUCCCCACCACCGGCCUCAGAGCCCGGCUCGCAUGGCCUCCUCCACUGCACUCACAGUCUCACCAGGCAGAGAUGAACCGACUCCCGUCUAUCUCGGAAAAAGGAGAAUAUCUCUCCCGCCACGUGACGGCCCCUGAGGAUGGGGCCUCUGAGGCUGAGGCCCCCCAGGAAGCACUCCCUAAGGACCCCCGGCCUGGGCGGCUGGAAACCACUGCUGCCAUUGCAGCUGCUGCCCCCUCGGCAGCCCCGGCAGCCGAGGCCACUGCCAGGGUGAUCCAGGAUGCCCCUGCUACCAAAUUGGCUGCCAUUGCGACGACCGUGGCCACACCUGGGCCCUUAGGGGUCUUUGCAGACGUCCUGCACAUGGGCCCUUCCCGCAGGGCCGUAGCCUCCGUGGGCUUCACUGGCAGCACCGAAACGGAAGACUUGCCAGAGGUGGAUGUUGAUGUACCCUCUCUGUAUGCUGCUAACUUCCCUCCCGAUGUGGCCCUGUCCCAGGCCAUACUGGCCACUGAAUAGGCUGUGAGUCCCAAAGACAGGAAGGCAGCUGUCAGGUAUGCAAUGAGCCAUAUAGCCCAGAUGCCUGUUAGACACAACUACCUGCAAGAAGAGUUUGCCCAGCUGUCAUCCAACCUGCAGCAGCGCUUGUCCUAUCUAGCUAAUAUGGGCACCCCUUCCAAGCUUGGGAUGGCAGUGGACAUAUUGCAGGAAAAGACCGUCGACCUCCAGCCAUCCAGGAUGAAGGAGGAGGAACUGGAGAGGAUUGGGGGCCACUGAAUCGGGAUGAUGAAGGAUCACUACAUGGUGCUGGGGAGGGCAGUGGAGCUGCAGGCUCACCUGGAUGAGCUAAAGGUUGUCCGUGCUCAGAUAAAAAACCCAGAAAUGCACAAGGUGGACAAAAGCGUGAUGGAGCAGGAGCUGAAAGAGAAGGCUGACAGGAGUGCCCUGGCAGGCAAGGCGAGCAGGGCUGACCUGGAGGCAGUGGCAGUGGGGCUGAGCGAGAUGAUUCAGGGCCUGCUCUUCAGGGCUGGGGCCCAUGAGGAGGGCUGGAGGAAGGCUGAGGAGCGACUGAGUAAGGACCUGAACACCACGCUGGUCCCCAGUGAUUUGGAUGGCCUGAAGAAAGAUGUGAAUGAGGUGCGGAAAAUGGUCAGGAAGCUCCUGAUGGAAGGCUUCCGAUUUGACCCCGACAGCGCUGCAGGCCUUCGGAAGCACCUUACCACCAUCCGCAAGGCCCACCUGCUGUUGAGGCUGCAGCCAGCCAGUGCCCACAGCUAUGAGUACCUACAAGGGCAGAAGGUAAGGGAACAGCAGCAGCUGCAGGUCCAGGACCUCGGACACCAGGAGGGGAGCCGGGACUCGCCGAGCCCCCAGCCAGACGAGGGUGAUGGCCCUGGAAGCGACCUUAAGUUCAAGUCAUACAACUUGUCAAUGCUCUGCCCACACGGGGAUCCCAAAUGGUUGGAUUAUGACACUAUGAGCUGAGGUGUGGAUGGGAUCCUGUACAAGGGCCGAAUGACCAACCAGGACAUGGCGUGGCCUGUGACCAGUGUGGAGAAGGAGCUGGCAGCUGUGAAGGUUCCACCCCCCACUCGAAACCUGUAUGACCGGGAGCACCCAAGCGCCCAGUUUGGCGUCAUCUACCCCUGUGAGUACCUGCCCCCACUUGGGUACUGGCAUGUCUCGGGGGCCCCCAGUCCCAGCCUGGGCUCUCCUGCCCCACCUCAUCCAUCACUGACCUGCCCAGCCUCCAUCCUGGGCUCCUGCCCCACUCUUCAGCGGGGCUUCCUGGCUUGGGAGCUGUCCCCGGGGGCCCAGCCUGGCGUCUGUACCCCAGUGUCCAGCCGGCUGCAGGGGUGGGCCGCCAGGCUUGGGGCUUCUCCUCUCCCUGGGGCGGGUGACCCUGUCAGGCCAGCCCCUCCCCAGAAUGUCCUUGGUGCCCUUCCAGCCCUGCAUCCCCAUGCCAGCAUCUGCUCAGCCACCUCAAGAGCCCCCACCACGAUGCCAGCUUGGCCUCCAUCUCUGUCACCCCUGCCACUACUGCCACCACUGAUGCCCUCUGUGCGAGAUCCCCAGCUGGCCCCCAGGGCCACCAGGCAGCCACGGCCUCAGCACGAGUCCUGAGCCAGCACACAGCCCUCCGAGGAGCCCAGCAGCCCGGGAGCCGCGAGCCCUGCGUCCCAUCACUCGCCCGUCUCUGGCUGCCCCUUCGCUCCCAUACCUGCCAAGCCCUGGCCCUCAGCCUGGCCUGGGGAAGCUGCAGGGGCCCUGGGCCUGGGGGACGGGUUUCUAGGAGGGACUCAUUUUGACCCAAUGGCUGCUUAUAAUAUACAUAUAAAUAUAACACAUCCUUCUUAUCCUUUCUUUCAUGGAGAACACAGCCUAUAGAUUGAAUUUCCACUAAGCCAAUUUAAUUUCUUGACCAGUUUGCAGUACAACAAUUCAGGCGGUUUUAAAAACAGUCACUUAACUUUUUAUUUUGCUGGUGAUUUCAUCAGGAUCAGUUCCAAUCCCAGCUACUGCCGCUGCACAUUCUCCUUGGGGGCCAUCGUUUCCAACCAAGAUCAGCUUCCUCAUGGGGACCAGAUCUCACGGCCUGCGUCCUUUGUGAGCGUCGAGCCUUUCCACCAGCAAUCACCGUCACGAGUCGGGUAUUUUGAGCGUGACCGUUUAUCCCCACCUCCCGGCACACCCCGGGGGAACUGGAGCCGGGCCCUGGGACUCCCCCGGACGGCUCUGCCCCCCUCUCGGCCUCGCAGCUCCUCCCCUCCUGCUCCCCGGCUCUGUCCAGCGAUCUCUCCUUUCUGCACCUCUGACACUUCUCUCACAUUUCAGAAAGACUAAAAAAACUUUUGCAUGGUUUUGGGGAAUGACCCCCCUCCCCACAACACCCAGCAGAAGCCCCUGGGACAGCAGAGCAAGUCGGGGAGCUGGGAGCGGGGUGGG